AUGUCUGGUGGGUGGACCACCGUGGAGACUUCACUUCGCUCCUUUUCCGAAUGGAGAAUUCGAGUCACUCAGGUCUUGCCCAAUGGACGAGCUGAGCAAGAAGGUGUAAGAAUUGGUGAUAUCGUAGAAACUAUCAACGGGAAAAAUUGCACCAAUUACAAAAUGUUCAGUGCUAAAGUACGAGGUGCACGAGAUGUAUAA
Molecule: messenger RNA, 201 nt
Organism: Brugia malayi
Lineage: Eukaryota; Metazoa; Nematoda; Chromadorea; Rhabditida; Onchocercidae
Exons: 2
Coding region: 1-201 (66 amino acids)
Molecular function (GO): protein binding
Source: RefSeq, a predicted model, not a curated record